AUGUUUUCGGGAUUUGGAGGGUUUGGUGAAUUUCAGUCCGGCUUCGUGAACGUUCCUCAGAAGUUUGAAGAUUACUUCCGAUGUUAUCCCAUAGCAAUGAUGAAUGACCGUAUACGCAAAGAUGACGCAAACUUCGGCGGGAAGAUAUUUCUGCCGCCAAGCGCGCUGAAUAAAUUGACUAUGCUGAGUGUCAGAUAUCCUAUGCUUUUCCAAUUGACCGUUCCGGAAACUUCAAAAGUCACUCAUGGUGGUGUAUUGGAGUUUACCGCCGAGGAGGGGCGCGUUUACCUGCCACAGUGGAUGAUGGAAACGCUAGGAGUCAAUCCUGGGUCAUUGCUGCAGAUCGCAUCGACGGACAUUCCACUGGGGCGUUAUGUGAAAAUAGAACCUCAAUCUGUAGAAUUUCUCGACAUAUCUGACCCCAAGGCAGUACUGGAGAAUGUUUUUCGUAGGUUCUCAACCUUGAGUGUGGAUGACAUUAUCGAGAUCAACUAUAACAAUAAAAUUUACCGAAUCAAGGUGCUUCAAGUUAAACCAGAAUCUGAAGCCAACAGUAUUUGUGUGAUAGAAACAGACUUGGCUACCGAUUUUGCUCCACCGGUUGGAUAUGUGGAACCUGACUAUAAAGCCUUAAAGCAAAAAAAAAGCCAACAGGCAAAAUUUGAUCCUUCGGUGAAAGGCCUGGGGCCGAUGUCACGGCGAAUAGAUUAUGCGGCAAGUGUCAAUGCAGGCGCAGAAAACAAGAAGGCUUUCGAAGGAGAAGGACAGAGUUUAACUGGCAAAAUAAGCAGCAACACGCAAGACAAACCCGAAGAAAUAGAUUUACAAGAAUUGAAGCUAGAUUUGGAUGGUCAGCCAGCUCCCUUAAAUUUACCAGACGGUACCCUAUUUUUUGGUUUUCCCCUGGUAGUUCCCAAGAAAGACGACGAACAGCCAGAUCAAGUUCAAUCUAGUGUUCACUUUAAAGGUGCAGGUCAAAGCCUAAGACAAAGCAAUAACAAAAGGCGUGCUAAAAAGGAUCACAUCAGCCCUAAAGCAAAAGCCCCCAGAAGUCCGGAAGUGAUUGAAAUAGAUUAA
This is a messenger RNA of Lachancea nothofagi CBS 11611, 1077 nucleotides long. The record is from the annotation of a GenBank genome assembly. NCBI's taxonomy places the organism in Eukaryota, Fungi, Ascomycota, Saccharomycetes, Saccharomycetales, Saccharomycetaceae.